AUGAAGCCGCCCACGUCCACCACCACCUCCUACCUCCUCCUCGCCCCGCUCGCGAUCCUCCUGCUCGUCUCGGUGCUACCCUCGCUCCGCCCUUGGUCCCGCGCCGGCUCCGCCUCCGACGAUGGCCUCGGCGUCCUCUGCGCCCGCCGCGCCGGCUUCGUCGACGUCGUCGCCGCCGCCGCCGCCGCGCCGCCACCGGCCGAGACGACACGGCCGGUGGAGCCGGCGGCGGAGUUCAGCCUGCUCGUGGGCGUGCUGACCAUGCCGAGCCGGCGGGAGCGGCGCGACAUCGUGCGGAUGGCGUACGCGCUGCAGCCGCCCCCGGCGGAGGGCGUCGCGCGCGUGGACGUCCGCUUCGUCUUCUGCCGCGUGACGGACCCCGUGGACGCGGCGCUGGUGGCGGUGGAGAGCCAGCGGCACGGCGACAUAAUAGUGCUGGACAACUGCGCCGAGAACAUGAACGACGGCAAGACGUACGCGUACCUCUCCUCGGUGCCGCGCCUCUUCGCGGCGGAGCCGUACGACUACGUGAUGAAGACCGACGACGACACGUACCUGCGCGUGGCGGCGCUCGUGGAGGAGCUCCGCUCCAAGCCCCGCGAGGACCUCUACCUCGGCUACGGCUACGCCAUGGGCGGGCAGCCGAUGCCGUUCAUGCACGGCAUGGGGUACGUCGUGUCGUGGGACGUGGCGGCAUGGAUCGCCGGCGCCGACGAGAUCCUGGCGCGCAACGACACCCUGGGCCCCGAGGACCUCAUGGUCGGCAAGUGGCUCAACCUCGCCGGCAGGGGCAAGCACCGGUACGACCUCAAGCCCAGGAUGUACGACCUCAACUGGUUCAUGGACAACUUCCGGCCGGACACCGUCGCCGUGCACAUGCUCAAGACGAACCAACGCUGGGCGGCGACGUUCAGGUACUUCAACGUCACCGCCGGGAUCACGCCGUCCGAACUGAACCACCUGCCGUGA
Miscanthus lutarioriparius is the source of this 969-nucleotide messenger RNA. The record is from the annotation of a GenBank genome assembly. Lineage: Eukaryota; Viridiplantae; Streptophyta; Magnoliopsida; Poales; Poaceae.